Trichobilharzia szidati is the source of this 6921-nucleotide messenger RNA. NCBI's taxonomy places the organism in Eukaryota, Metazoa, Platyhelminthes, Trematoda, Strigeidida, Schistosomatidae. The record is from the annotation of a GenBank genome assembly.
AUGAGCCUAAUGAGAAGCAGGCGACACUAUUCUUCCGCUUUCCACUUAUCUUAUGCAUUCUCCAAUAUUGUUUUAUAUUUCAUUUCAUUACUAACAUCGAUUGAAACAAGUGAACAAGUGCAAUUCAAUGAAUUACACGCCUAUGAUCCAAUGAAAUGUAGAUCAACAAAUUAUCGUGGAAAAGUCAAUAUUGCUUUCGAUGGAACUGAAUGUUUAGACUGGAAAGAUCAUAAAUCAUUUUAUAAACCUUAUUGGACUGAUGAAGAAGCUAUAAAGAAUCAAAAUUAUUGUCGUAAUCCUGGAAAUGAUUCAAAUGGACCAUGGUGUGUUGUUGGUGUUGGAAGAUUUAAAUACUGUGAUGUACCAAGAUGUGCUGAACAUGUUGGGUGUUAUGAAGGGAACGGUGAAGAUUACAGUGGUGAUCAAGAUCAAACUUCAGACGGACAGCCUUGUGCAAAAUGGCGAAUCAGUAGUUUCCGUGUAGAUCUCGGCAAUAGUUAUAAUUUUUUUCUAAAUUAUAAUGCAACAUACAGGGAACUUGCAUCAAGUCCAGAGAUAGAAAAUUUUCGUGCCUGUCGAAAUCCCGGUGGUAUUAAAUCUCAACCAUGGUGUUAUCCUUUAAAUGGUCGAGUUAUCCCUUCUGGAUUACAAUAUUGUGAUAUUCCUAAAUGCUCUGAUCCCGGUAUCCUUGGCUAUCCAAUCUUUAUCAAUGGUAGUCAGUGUAUGACUAACUUUGUGCUGCAAAAACAACUUGUCAAAUUAGAGUCAUCUGCAGUUGUUGAAGUCCAGUAUUGUGUAGCACCGCAUGGAUUUAUUUAUCAACGACAUCGUGAGACACAUCUGCAUAAAUUCAAUCAUUUCUGUUUAUUCUUAGUUGGGAAAACAACCUACUGCCCUGCAGGUUUUAUUCGUACUAGACGAUUUCAGCCAAGUUUAGAGUUUAUUAGUCAUGUUUCCGGUCCAACAGCCUGGCGACCAACAUUCGAUAAUAUCUUACAGAUUAUAACUUGCUGUGUACAACCAGAAUUUUGGAGUAAUUCUACACAAAAUCCAUAUAUAUCUGUAGAAAGUACAUUAAAGCAAAAAGGGGAUUAUGGCAGUUCAAGUAAUGGUAAUACAAUGAAAGAAACAUCUGAAUCACGUACCCAAGAUCCUACAUUAUCAUCGUAUACAACCGAUGCUGACGACUGGUUUUAUUUAAAGCCCAGACGAAGAAUAACAGUUGGCGGAUUCUUUCCACCACGUCGUCGUAAAUGGAUAACCCGAUGGAAACGUUCAGAUGAUGAUAACUAUUCGGAUGACAGUACACUGGAGACGACAAACUCUAACUCGUCUUCAUCAACCUUAUCCAUAGCAUACACAUCUGAAAUUCUGCCUACACCAUCGCCUACCUUUUCCACACCACCAUUAUUCGUCUCAAUUCAUCAGUGUCCACCAGUCGAAGGGACAGACAGAUUAGUUGCACCACUGUUUCGUAAUGUUAUCCCUGAUCAAACACUUGGUGAUGUUCUACAAAAUUUAUUUCCAGAAAUAAGUUGUGAAUAUCGGGAGGCUAAGUCGGAGAUUCUACCGAAUACUGCGACUAGAAUCAGUCGACUCGCUUUACUAGUCAAUGAACCAACGUGUCCAGCUGGCUUUAAAAAGACUCAGCUCUCUCGACGUGUUGUCUUCAUUCUUGGUACAAGUGUCAGUCUUUGUUGGUCGACAAGUCGAUAUAAAGCUGAUUUUAUGUCAGUUAAAAAUCAAAUACCAAUAGGAAAUUAUUGUAUGAUAUCUGAUAAUACAUACGAUACGUCAACAUCAGGCAGUAGUUUCAAUGAAAAUGAUAAAUACAAAGGUUAUACUUAUAAGUGUCCACAAGGCUUACGACAGAAUGAAAUCAAUUUUAUACAAGUUGGCUAUCGUUUGACAUUGUGCUGUUCGUCAAAUGCACCAGCAAAUUUAACCGAAGUAGACGAUGAAUCCACGUCACCAAUAGAUAAGUCAAACUAUCAAGCUCCGCUUGGAAUUACUCCACCAUUUGCUGUCAUUCAAAAUGGUCCAAUUUGUCCAACAUUUUAUGCUGGUGACAACAAAUUGGCACUGGUUCAAUACAAUCGUCCAAUACCUCGUCCGUAUGGUGAUCAAAUUGAAUUAAUCGGAUCAGAUGAUCCUGUUAAAUUGUAUGGAAUCCCAAGUUUAGUUAUUUGUCAAUAUUUAAAUCAAGGAACGGAAAUCGGUGUCAAAUCUCUACGUUACGACUGUGAUGGUUUGGGAUAUCGACAUAUGAUGAAUUAUGAUGGAGCUACUUGUGGAUUUGCGGCUAACUCUAGCGUCAUUUUCCCACCGGGAAAAUACUGUUUCCUUCAGUUAUCAGCGACAUGUCCUCCAGGCUUCAUUUCAAAAAGUGGAGUUGUACGUUUAGGUUUUACAUUGGAAAAUUCAGGCAGAGCAUGUUGUCGUAAUGAAGAGUCAAUCGGUGCAAUUAAACUGCCAAUUAAUCUGAAAGCUCCAUUUAAACUACCUGCUGUUUAUCAGCCUUGUCAAACCAUAGAAAAUUUCAACGUUGACGCUGACUUACACCAAUGUGUCUAUUAUCCAAAAGGAAACAGGUCACACUUUAUGCUUGUCUGGCCACGUGUUGUAUCUGGUGUAAAUGAAACCGGUGAAGUCAGUGAUAACGGCAAUAAAACCUCUGUCCCAAAACACUGUUCAAAGUUGCCGAGAAAAAGAGCUGGAUUCCGACGAAGUCAACUGGGACGACUGUCAACCUUAUUCUUUAACAUCAUGCAAGAUCAAUGGCUCACGUAUAAACGACCUCGAUGGACAACACGUGGAAGUGAUACUGGUGACAUAUGCUUCAAUGAAGUGAAUCUAGACAAUCUACCUACUCUGGCUAAUGGUCCAUCGGGUUAUUGCAUUUCUGUAUUCGGCAGCUGUCCGUAUAAAUUCUUUAUAGAGAUUGGAGCUGCACCGUAUAUGAAUACUGUCAUAUGUUGUUUAUCUAGAGAAUAUAUGCCUGAUAUAGAGAAACAGAAAUCUCAAACAUCGUCAUCGUCAUCAUCAGCAACAGCAGCAGGAGCAACAGUUCAGUCAUUUGUUACACUUGGUUUCCCAUCACCAGAGGAUAAAAAAGCCUUAGUUAAUUUCACCGGGACAAAGGUAUUGAAUACAUAUGAACAAAUUAAAGAUUAUAAAUACUGUCCACAAUUUUAUGAUAUACAAUUGAAACGUCGUGUUGUAGAAAGUAUGUUUGUUCCAGAGAAUUUAUCACGUGGACUAUGGUAUCGACAAAGGAAUAUACUCACACUGUUCAAUGUGACUAAACAGAAUGCUAUGCUAUUUGAAUCAUUGACUGGUAUUUGGUUGGAUAAUGCCAUUGUACAUGUUAUAUAUUGUGAAUAUGGGACAAGUAAGGCACCUAUUGAUGAGCAUCAAGGUUGGCCUGUCGCGAAUUAUGCUAUACCGAAAUCUCUAAAUAAUUGUCCCAAAGGUUCAGUGAAAGCCACAAUGAGGCAUCAACAGGAUAGAUAUGGAUUCCAUUAUUCUCAACCAAUACACUUGGACGGAGUCUACUUUAAGCGUAAAAAGGAUGUAUUACUGGAUUAUUGUGUAUUUACUGAUCAUCAAAGUAGCUAUCGUACAGGGAACUAUGGAGCAGAAGAAUCCUUACCAGCUGGACACUACUGUGUUUUACGCGUCAAUGGCAACUGCCCAACAGAUUUCAGUGAGGGAGUUCUAAGUAUACUAGAAGGUCCAGAGAAGAUAGAUCGUUCAAAAGAUAGCCUCGACUCAAGUAUCAGCUCAAAUUUGGAUCCGAUGCAACAGUCCACUCCGACACCAGAUAUUAUUCGUAUUCGAGCGCAUAUGAAACAGAGUAAAUCGAAAAUUGAUCGACUGAAUUAUCAUUUUUGUUGUCGAACUGAUUCACCAAGUGUUGAGACGCCUAUUGAAGGUUUUCCACCGGAAAGUGGUCCAUUCUAUUUGUACAGGGUUGGAGAUAAAUGUCAACAGAUUGCUGGAAUGCAUGUCACAGAGGAGUAUAUCUGUGUAGAUGCACCGAAUAAAGGUGAUCCAAACUGGUGGUCAAUUGAUCAAAAUCAUACUUGGUCACCAUAUAAUGUAAAAGGCAUAACACCAGCACGUGUACCGUAUCACGAUUUCUGUGAUGUUGAAAUUAAUCUGUGCUAUUAUGAACAAGCUCCUUCAUCUUCUGAAAAUGAAGAAACAGAAAGUUAUCAGAUUGAAGGUGAAUGGCCAAUAGGUCAAUAUGCUUUACCAAAUGUACAUAGAAAUGAUUUAGAUAAAGCCUGUCCACCAGGAUUUACACAACACUAUUAUUCCCUGAUUAAUAAUCAAGCAGCAUUUUUUGAAUUAGAAAUAAUGCCAAUGAGUUUAGGACCGUAUUUUCUUGAAUUGAUUGGACAUAAUUAUAGUGCUCUAAAUGUCCAUUACUGUGAAAGAAACACUAAUGAUGACAGUGGUAAUAAUAAUAAUAAUAGUAAUGUAACAAAUGAAACAGAAGAGAUGAUUAUUGUUGAAAGUAGUGAAGAUGAAGAAAGCGAAACAUUAUCAUCUACCACAUCAACUAUAUCGUCGACAAAGGCUACAAUAUCUUCUGAAGACAAUAAGAAUCUUUUAGAAUCUCAAUGGCCUAAAGGCGAUUACUGUGUUAUAUCCACGGCGAAAAAUUAUCAAUGUCCACCAGGUCUUCAUAGACAUGCUAGAGCAUUUUCAGAACUUUGUUGCCGAACGGAUAAUAUUAAAAAUCCAAAACCUGUAAAAUGGCCGUUUAUUGAAGAUUUCUUUUUAUUCGGUGGUGAAAAGUGUCUACCAAUAGAAAACACCCACGUAGAACGAUAUUUGGUACGCUUAGCAUCUGUUUCCGAGUCAAAACACGAAGCCCAGUGGGAUGUACUUUGCCACUAUCUGCCUAUAUCUUGGAUGAAUGAUACCAUUGAAUGGCCUGAAGGUGAAUAUAUGCUACCAAUAGGAAGACGAUCUGGUCUGCGUACAGCAUAUACAACAAAGGUUUAUCCAAAUUUUGAAGAAUAUAUGUCAAUGUCCACGACGACAACGACAACAACAACAACAACAGAAACAACAGGAUCUAGUGAAAUGAUGAAAGCAUCUACUUCUAUCACAAAUCUACGUGACAGUAGUACUAGUACCAUUGGUGGAAAAUACCAGUGUCCUGAGUCAUUUGAACGUAAACGAUUUAUAUUUUCAAGUAGUGAAGUAGAGAAUCAAUUAAUGGCCGAUCCAGAUACAAAUACAACAAAAGCAUUUAUUAUUACCGCUCAGGUUACUAUGGAAUUCUGUGUACAUAUUGAUAAACCAGAUAGCAAAACAAAGAGAAAUAAAAUUUGGCCUGCUGGUGAUUAUUGUAUAUUCACAAUGAAUAAAAAUUGUCCAGUUGAAAUGCAGGCUUCUAAGGAGAUCCCUUUGAAAAUUCCACGCUUUUUCUUGAAAAGUAUACAUAAUGUAACAGCCAGCGGGGAAAUUCUUCUCAAUAGCCACUGGCAUGAAGAUGCUGAAAAUCAUAUUGUCUACUUUAUGCAAUGCUGUCGAGAGGAUAAACACCUUUUACUACGUUUACCACUGUCCACUGAUGGCUUCUACUUAGCCAGUAGUUCUGGUCUGUGUUCAAGUGUACCAGGAACUGUGUUGGACCGAGAGAAAAUCACCACUUAUCUAACAUAUCCACUGCACAGUAAUGGCAAUGGUAAUGGUAAUGGUAAUAAUCAUAAUCAUAAUAACAAUAACAAAGGCAAGUCAACAAUGUUCACUGAGAAAGACAUGCUGUUAUAUCGUGAGGCAAUAGCACAACGUGAAGGUCUUCUAUACUUGUGUUAUUAUCAUCCAGCCAAAGGAAUUGAUUAUACAACAUCAAUUCUAGGCAGUCGUUAUGCAACAAGUCAAAAUAUUUCAGAAAAAGAUGUUGAUGAGAUAGCUAGACUAUGUGGAUGUGCACCGAAUGCAUUUUGUAUAUUAAAUAAACAAGCUGAAUGUAUAUGUAAGCCAGGAUAUUUUGGCGAUGGUAGACAUACCUGUGAACCGAUUACACCGUUAACAGAUGAAUGCGCUGAUUUAUGCGAUCCACAAGCUGUAUGCGUGGAACACUUGGGUGUUAGUAUGAAAAAGAAACAGUUAUUCAGUCAUAUGUGUAUCUGUCGACCAGGAUACAUUGGCGACGGUUUCUCUUGCAAAUCUGACUGCGUUGCACGUGAAUGUCAACCGUUCAGUAGGUGUAUACAUAAUAUACCGAAAGGCAUCACUGAAUGUGUUUGUAUCGAGGGUACAAUACUUUCUGGAACACGUUGUCAUUUAGAUGUUUAUAAAACGCUAGAGCAGGAAAAAGAUUUACCCCAAUUCAUAUUAGACCAUGACCAUUGUCUUUCAACAGAAACUCAAUCAGCUUUAAGAGCACUAAAUCCACCGAAAUACUUCUACAUAUUUGUACCAUCCAAUAUUGUUCGAAGUUGUAAAGAUGUCAAAGAGCAUAUAGUGGUACGAUCGAAACCACUAACAAGCAAUGAGCUUAAUAAAGCAACAGCUAAAUCACCGAUUAAACUUGUCACUGAAAAUAAUACCGUGAUUGAAAUUUAUCCAAUGAAUGGAACGUUGUCUAUCGAUGGAUUUAUUGCUCAAUUUGAAACUGUAAAAUUUGUCAACGGUGAAAUGUACUACUUAUCUGGUGCAUUAAAACGUACAGAGUAUGUAUAUAAGAUUGAAACUUAUGUUAUCAUCCUGAUAACUAUUUCGAUAUUGUUAAUAUGUGGUCUGAGUAUAUUAGUGAUAUACGCAGGAGUACGAAAGUAUCGAACAAGAAGUAUGCAACAAUUUCAUCGUCUUCCAAGACAAGUGUUUGUACAUCGAGCAUUUUGGAAACAACAAUCUGAUGAUGUUCUAGUAGAGGAAACAGAAGACUGUACUAAUUGA